AUGAUCUGCAGAAGCUGCCGGACGACAAUGCUGUCCCGGCUGCAGCAGCCGCAAGCUGUGAUCCGGACCGCAUCAUCUGUGGCGCGUCAGCUGCCAAUUUUUCGCAACCAAUCCCGAUUCUACAGCGACAAAGGCACCAAUCCUUCCGCCGCUGCACCUUCUCCUCCCCCGGCUCCUCGCCAGACAAUCGGCGGUGACAAGACGACUCCCUCCUCCAUCUCGUCGGCCACCCCCGGUGUUUCCCAGCCCUUGAGCACCCCAGAGGGUGUUCAUACUGAUGCGCAGCCCAGCGCUCCCACAAAGCCCAUCAUCCAGCGCCCACCCAGCAGCUGUCCCGCGGGGACUAAGAUGAGCGGCCUGAAUUAUUUCAAGAACAAACCAGAUGUCAUCGCCAUGGAGGACUCGGAAUAUCCAGACUGGCUCUGGGAUCUGCUAGGUGAUGCAAGCAAGCAGUCGAAGACUGAUAAGGGUGGUGUCGAUGUGAGCACUCUCAACAAGAAGCAACGGAAGCGCUACGAGAAGAAACUCGCUGCCCGCACCGGCCCUAUUGCCCCCAAAAUUCCCGCUCAUCACCACGCUGACGACAUCACUCCCGCAUCCUAUAACCGUACCGCGCCAGCAGAGGAUAACUUGGCUGAAGCUACCGAGGGUCUCGGAAAGCGCCAAGAGGUCAUUAAGAGUGCUAGAGAAGCUCGGCGAAAGGCUAUCAAGGAAUCCAACUUCCUCCGUGGCCUGUAG
Messenger RNA from Penicillium macrosclerotiorum, 738 nucleotides. Its product is annotated as mitochondrial 54S ribosomal protein mL54. Gene Ontology annotation, molecular function: structural constituent of ribosome. The record is from RefSeq and is a predicted model, not a curated record. Bases 1 to 738 code for a protein of 245 amino acids. The transcript is spliced from 2 exons. Gene Ontology annotation, cellular component: mitochondrial large ribosomal subunit. Lineage: Eukaryota; Fungi; Ascomycota; Eurotiomycetes; Eurotiales; Aspergillaceae.